Dromaius novaehollandiae (emu) is the source of this 4055-nucleotide messenger RNA. RefSeq names its product noggin-2-like. Gene Ontology annotation, biological process: negative regulation of cell differentiation; osteoblast differentiation; dorsal/ventral pattern formation. The transcript has a single exon. The record is from RefSeq and is a predicted model, not a curated record. NCBI's taxonomy places the organism in Eukaryota, Metazoa, Chordata, Aves, Casuariiformes, Dromaiidae. The coding region runs from base 616 to 1278 and encodes 220 amino acids.
AGGCGGCGCGGCGCAGGGGCCGCCCGAGCGGGCCGCGCCGCCGUGACCCUCCUCCCCGCCCCCUCGCCCGGCUCGCCCGGCUAUAAAGGAGGGUUUUAUUCUCGGGCUCCGGUCUCACGCCAAACCCUGUCACACCGUCUAGACAAGCUGUCGUGGGGCUCAGCCCAGCUGUCACCAUGGCGAUGGAGACGAGUCCGCUGUGAAUUUUGGGGGGAGAGCGCGAGAGAGCGAGCGCCGAGGAGGAGGAGGAGGAGGAGGAGGAGGAAGGCUCGGCCGCCGCCGUGCCCUGCCCAGCCGCCGCCCGCGGGGGAGGCACGGACCCCCCGGCGCUCUCGGCCCCGGCUGGAGCCGGCCCGGCGGGGAGCCCCGGGGAGCGAGCCCGGGCCGCGGGAGCGGAGGGAGCCUCAGAUGCGUCUGUCACACAACCCCGGCCGAGCUAUUUAAAGUAACGGGCCUCGCCGGACUUUGUCUCUGCCUAUUUAUGAAUCCCCGGGAGUUGGCAGGCGCCGCCGGGCAGCGCUAGGAGCCGAGCCCGCAGCGCCAGCCCCGCGGGGAAGCCAGCGCCGAGCCGAGGGCGGCGGGUGCCGGCCGGGCCGGGCCGGGCCCGCCCGGAGCAUGACGGCGAUCCGGGCCCUCCUGCUCUGCUCCUGCCUGGGGCUGCUGCGGCCGGGCUGGGGCCAGCCCUUCCUGCGGCUCCGGCCCUCGCCCAGCGACAACCUGCCCGUCAAAGACAUCGUGGAGCACCCGGACCCCGAGUACGACCCCAAGGAGCAGGACCUGGACGAGCGGACUUUACGGAAGAAGCUGGGCAGCCAUUUCGACCCCGGCUUCAUGGCCGUGGCGGUGCCGGGCCCGGCGAACGCCUCGGGCGCCGAGGCGGCGGCGGCGGCGGCGGCGGCGGCGGGGCGGGCGCGGGCGGCGCCGCUGCCCGCGGAGCUGCGGCGGCUGGAGCUGGGCGCGCCGCCCCACGGGCCGCGCCUCAAGGUGGGCAAGAAGGCGCGGCGGAAGGUGCUGCAGUGGCUCUGGGCGUACACCUACUGCCCCGUGCUCUACACCUGGAAGGACCUGGGCGUCCGCUUCUGGCCGCGCUACAUCAAGGAGGGCAACUGCUUCGCGGAGAAGUCCUGCUCCUUCCCCGAGGGCAUGUUCUGCAAGCCCGUCAAGUCCGUCACCAAGACCUUCCUGCGCUGGCACUGCCAGGGCUGGUCCAGCCAGAAGUACUGCACCUGGAUCCCCGUGCAGUACCCGCUCAUCUCCGAGUGCAAGUGCUCCUGCUAGCCGGGGCCUCGCCGCCCCGGCCCCGGCCCCGGCCCCGGCCCCGCGGCCGCCCCACCGGCGGGCGGCUCCGCGGCCGCCCCGCGCCUCCCGCCGCGGACACCGGCACCGCCGCCCAGGCACUGCCCGCCCGCCCGCCUCCCCUCGGCCCCUUGCACUGGCUUCUUUUUUCGUUUGGAUUUUUUUUCCCCCCGGAGGGGGCGGGGGGAACCAUUUUUUGACUUAUUUUAAUGUUAUUUUAUUUGAAAGGGGAAAAGCGAACCCAGGAACUGCAGGGCAGGCCAAAGGCACAGUAAAGCACUACAAUCAGAUGUCUAUUUUUAUACGUAUAUAGCCUUCUAACAAAAGGAAAAUAAAAAAAUUAAAAAAAAAUUACCAGCCGUGUAAAUAGAGAGAUUUUAAAGGAAAGGGGGGAAAUUGCAGCUGUUUUUUAUUAUUAUUAUAAUUAUUAUUGUUAUUAUUAUUAUUUUAAAGACAUAGGACCACAUUUUAAACCCGUCCCCACAGAACCUGUGCGCUUCCCUGCAGAAGGGAAGGGCAGAAAUUUCCUGUAAAGAUGAUUUUAACAAAAGGAAAAGGAGGGGAAAAAAAGAAAGAACGGCAGCAUGCCUGAAGAUGAUUGUUUCUCUGUGCUGUUUUUUUUUUUUUUUUUUUUGUCUUCUUCAGACCUUGUCACUGAUGUUUGAACUAAUUCACCAUGCUCUUGGGUUUUUUAAAGUGUAUAACAAUUAAUUAAGGAGGAAAUUUUAAAGAAAAGUACAAAUCUAUGAAAGAGUGGAAUCGUUUUGUUGUGUGGGAAUACAUAUAGUCUUGUAGAGAUGUUAAAGGAAAUUUUCUGUGUACAGUUUAUUUAUUUUUAACAUUUGUGUAUAGGAAAAAAGCUAGAGAUUAUGCCAGAAACUAUUGGAAAUGUUUACUUGAAUAUUCCUUUAAAAACAUAUCAAUGUAAAUAUGAGCUAUCACUGAUCAAAACAUUUUUAGCAAUAAACUCUAUCUUUGAAGAAAAACUCUGUGCUGCACCCCGGCUCCCUGGGAGACCAGCGGAGUCGAAUUCUUGCUCAGAGCAGGUGAUGAGGAAAGUGCUUUGGCUGGGCCAAGCUGGUGUAAAUCAGUGAGACGCCCUGGAAGCUCGCAGAGCUCCGCUAGUUUACACCUCUUGGGGAUGCCGCUCCGGGUUUUCUUCCUGCUGGGGAGAAAAAAACAGGAGAGAAAUGGCUCCUAAGGCAUAAAAGAGCAGAAACGUCUUGGACAGGAGGUGUCAUCUGAAAUCCCUGGGAGAUUCUUGCUUCGUGCAGCCCUUCCAGUGCUCUCCCAUGCUCUGCAGCUCCUGGAUUCAGCUCUCCCACUGGCAGAGGCAGCGGUAGAGGUCACCGCCCCAGCCGACACAGCUCGGCAGCCCCAUGUGUCAGAACAAACGUUUUUCCCGUCUGCGGUCACUAGCACAGGAGGGAAGGAUGGAGAAGAGUCCUGUGCCCUGUGUCCACGCUGCUGAGAAGGAGCCCCAGGGCUGGCAUCUCUGCCCUGCAGCGUAGCUGCGUGUGUGCUGGGCUCAGGAGGAAGCGCUGAUCAUGCAGCAGUGCCGAGUGCCACCGGCUUUGAACCCCUGCUCACCGGGGCUGGUUGGGGCCCCUGCUCUCCUGCUGGAGCUCAUCUGAGCAAAAGGUAAGGGAGAGCGCUGCGGAGGCGUACACAGCACCUCCUCGGCAGCAGCUUGGACAGCUGAGCAAGGACAUGCUCCUGGGAGCUGUCUGGAGCGAGCAGGCUUGGGAGGAGCUCGGCACUUGUGAGCUUGUGACAGUGCAAACCUGCUCCCAGUGGAGGUCUGUCUAGGGCUUGGACCAGGGCCCUGAAAAGCUGCCAGACCGUCUCCCUCCUUGCUCUGCGUGGGCUGCUGGUGGUGCGGGGAAGGUCUGGCUGUUCUCUUCAGCGUCUGAAAUGUGCCCGGCAUCCCCGAGGAACAAACUGCUGCUGGAGGCCCUUGCCAACGAGGAGCAACACUCCUGCGCUCCCCCAGCCGUGAACGGAGCAGCAGGGAGAGCCCCAUCUCCCUCCGGCUCAGCGCAUGCAGUGGGGACCAGGCGAGAGCAGGCCCGGAGCAGAGCCCGCAGGAGGCCACGGGAAGGCGGAGGGAGCCUUCAAAGGGUUUGGCUCGGGUCCAUCCGGCUCGGAGGGAACAAUGGCAUGUGGCUUCUUCCGAGGGAACAGAGGUCCAGUGAGCCUGCCUGGAGCAAGCGAGGCCUGCAGAGACUACAGGUCACAACCAGAAAGAGGCAGGCCAAAACAAGGAGAGGGCUUUUUUUAACAGGCAGGGAAGUGCAGCUUCAUGGGGAGAGAAAGGUAAGGAAGGCACUAACGUCCAGCACUUGAUGCCUCCAAAGAGCUUUGUAGCCAUCAGCUCACCCCUGUGAGAGGAAGCAGGUUGGCCUUUUUGUGCGUUUGCCAGUGAGGGAGCGGGGAAGGGGGGACAUGGAGGGCAGGGUGGAAAAUAAACCUCGCUAAGGCAAUGUGCAAAACAUCAGGGGCAUUUGGGAGAGGAAGGGGAAAGCUCAUUUUGCAAGAGGAACAACAUCUGUGGUGUGGGGGCUGAACAUCUGUAGGAGGGAGCAUGGGGGGAGGGCAUUCUGGGAAAAUAUUUCUGACAUAAUCCCAACAGUAUCUGGUGUGUUGAGAUUUGGUUACAAAUGGCCCUCUAACGUCUUUGUGCGUUUUGUUCUGCUGGUUCCAGGGGCACACAGAGACCCCUGCUUUGUGCUAACCUGGGAAAUAAACCAUUCCCUGGA